Molecule: messenger RNA, 2158 nt
Organism: Diceros bicornis minor
Lineage: Eukaryota; Metazoa; Chordata; Mammalia; Perissodactyla; Rhinocerotidae
Gene: SPSB4
Product: splA/ryanodine receptor domain and SOCS box containing 4
Biological process (GO): proteasome-mediated ubiquitin-dependent protein catabolic process; intracellular signal transduction
Cellular component (GO): SCF ubiquitin ligase complex
Molecular function (GO): protein binding
Source: RefSeq, a predicted model, not a curated record
AGUGCAGGCUCCCAGGAGGUAGCGGCGGCCCGCAGCGGCCCCCUCCCGCCAGGGAACCAUGGGCCAGAAGCUCUCGGGGAGCCUCAAGUCGGUGGAGGUGCGAGAGCCCGCGCUGCGGCCGGCCAAGCGGGAGCUGCGGGACGCGGAGCCGGGGCGGCCGGCGCGCCUGGACCAGCUGCUGGACAUGCCGGCCGCGGGGCCGGCCGUGCAGCUGCGGCACGCGUGGAACCCCGAGGACCGCUCGCUCAACGUCUUCGUCAAGGACGACGACCGGCUCACCUUCCACCGGCACCCGGUGGCGCAGAGCACGGACGGCAUCCGCGGCAAGGUGGGCCACGCCCGCGGCCUGCACGCCUGGCAGAUCCACUGGCCGGCCCGGCAGCGCGGCACCCACGCCGUCGUGGGCGUGGCCACGGCCCGGGCGCCCCUGCACUCGGUGGGCUACACGGCCCUGGUGGGCAGCGACGCCGAGUCGUGGGGCUGGGACCUGGGCCGCAGCCGCCUCUACCACGACGGCAAGAACCGGCCCGGGGUGGCCUACCCCGCCUUCCUGGGGCCCGAGGAGGCCUUCGCGCUGCCCGACUCGCUGCUCGUGGUGCUGGACAUGGACGAGGGCACGCUCAGCUUCGUCGUGGACGGCCAGUACCUGGGCGUGGCCUUCCGUGGCCUCAAGGGCAAGAAGCUGUACCCGGUGGUGAGUGCCGUGUGGGGCCACUGCGAAGUCACCAUGCGCUACAUCAAUGGCCUUGACCCCGAGCCCCUGCCGCUGAUGGACCUGUGCCGGAGAUGCAUCCGCUCGGCGCUGGGCCGCCCGCGCCUCCAGGACAUCGGCUCCCUGCCGCUGCCUCAGUCUCUCAAAAACUACCUGCAGUACCAGUGAGCGGGCCGAGGGCCGCGCUGUCCUUCACGGUCACGCAGUACGGCCAGGAAGGGGUCCUCCGCACCCCGCCCCCCGGGACGUGCAGCUCUUUGAAAGGCCAGGACGUGCUCCCAAGCUUGGACGCGAUAUGUCUGUUGCCGACAGUAUUUGCUGCCUUGGCCGCAGCCCUCACGUCAGACACCUCCUUGGAAGCCACGAGGAGUCUGGAGCCUGCGCCCGCCGAGAUCCUGCCGCCGCCCGGGACGCUGCGGCCGCUGGUAUUGAUCGGAGAGCCUGCUUCCUUCCUCCAGACAAUGAACAGGCGUUUGGGCGGGAGACUUUCUGCCGUGCGCCCCGGUGCAGACAGGGCUGCGGGAGGGUCGGCCAGCUCGGGGAGAAGAUUGCCUCUGAAUAAUGACUGAGGAGAGCAGCCUGAUGGCCGUGCCCCUCCGGGCCCCACCCCUUGCCAGGGCAGCGGGAUUGUGGUGACACGUUAGGACUUUGUGCCCCUUUGGAAGACUUUACCCGGGGAUGCCCAGCUGCAGAACUGGCAAGUGGACAAAGUGGUGUUAGACCCUGGGAGCUCACCUCUGUGAACGUCCUUUACCUCCCUUCCAAGGGCCGCCCUGCCUGCCCCCCACAUCCUCCGGAUGCUCCAGGCACCUCUAUUCAGGGAAGCUGAGUCUGACUAAUUCACCCAGGGACAGAGUAUAUCCUUUAGUAGUAUUAUUUUAAGCAGCGUUGCAUUUUAAAAGAGGAGUGUGGUGAGGGCAGUACUUGGUCCAAAGGUGCUAUGAGGGGAAUUGGGGGCAUUGUGACACCCAAGUGGGUGAUGUCCUCAGGCUGGGGAGCCUUCCUGGGGUGCUGAGGGGCUCCAGGCAACCAUGCAUUCAGGAGGCAGCCUGGCUGCCACAAAGCUUUAUUUGAGCGAAUUAUUUUUUCACUUUAGGAGACUGUACGAGUUUGUUUCUGUUUCAGAUGUGCUGUGCUGUUAAUUUAUCAGCUUGGGGCCUUGGGGGCAGCCUUGUAACUGGAAGGGCGGAUGUGGGAGGCACCCUCUCCGCCCGCUCGGAGCCGGGUCCUCUCGUGGAAGACGCUGCUGCUGCUGCUGUCGCCGCCGCCACCGUUGGGCAUCUCUCAUGUGUUCUUGACGCUCUCUGCCCAGACUCGUUGUUAACUGGAAAUUGUCACAGCAGUGGGAUACCAGAGCCCCAGACGGCACUGCCUCCCCCCACUUUAAUGUGAAUUUGACUGAUGAAUGAGGAGCGUUUCUAAUAAAGUUUGUCGUUCAGUCCGUCA